Molecule: messenger RNA, 1061 nt
Organism: Bactrocera dorsalis (oriental fruit fly)
Lineage: Eukaryota; Metazoa; Arthropoda; Insecta; Diptera; Tephritidae
Product: skin secretory protein xP2-like
Exons: 3
Coding region: 1-699 (232 amino acids)
Source: RefSeq, a predicted model, not a curated record
AUGGUACCGGAUUCACAGAAACUGAAACCAAAACUCUUCGCUGCCGCCUCUUUUGCCUUGUUGGCUUUUGCCGCUGCUGAUGUCUCUCACCUUGGCGGUGGUUACAAUUAUCCUGCGCCUGUGCACGAAGCUGUGCCUGUUAAAUCUCAGCCGAUUGUUCCACAGAACACCUACAUCCCACCCGCAGCACCUGCUCCAGCACCAGCCCAGGGCUACAGCUACCCAGCUCCAGCUCCAAUCCACGAAGCUGUUAAAUCUCAACCGAUUGUUCCACAGAACACCUACAUCCCACCCGCACCACCAGCACCAGCACCAGCUCAAGGCUACAGCUACCCAGCUCCCGCGCCAAUCCGCGAAGCCGUCCAAUCCCAGCCAAUUGUUCCACAAAGUACCUACAUCCCACCCGCCGCACCAGCUCCAGCACCCGCCCAGGGCUACAGCUACCCGGCCCCAGCUCCAAUCCACGAAGCCAUCCAAUCCCAGCCAAUCGUUCCACAAAAUACCUACAUCCCACCCGCACCACCAGCACCAGCACCCGCUCAGGGCUACAGUUACCCAGCUCCAGCUCCGGUGCAUGAAGCUGUGCAAUCCCAACCGAUUGUUCCACAAAAUACGUACAUUCCGCCAUCAGCCUCGCUCGGUCAAGAUGGUUACCGCUACAAGACCGUCCGUCGUGUUGUCUACAGACGUCGUUUCUAAAGUUUGAAAUGACAUAAAUACUCCAAAAAUGUGACUGAUUUUUUUACGAAAAAACCUGAUAGAAUUAAAUAAACGUUGUUGAAAGUUUUAAUAUAAUUAUUUGAGAGUUUCUCUGAAAAGGAUUUUAUUAUAUUCUGGAUCAAUAGACAUUUCAGGAAAGUGUACAUGAAAAAACUGUAUGUUAAUAUUACGUAGUAUAAGAUAUAGUACCCGAUACCUGAGAUAGCACCCGAUAGGAAUUAGGAUAGGAUAGGGCGACGAUUCACAAAGUGGCUGUGAAGCAUAAAAGACACUUUGCCACGGAUGAAUGAAGAUGAGGAGCGCAGUGAGAUUUUUCACGAAUGGGUCGAAGCAAAGAAGGA